UUUUUAGUCAAUUUUGAUGUUGUGUAGUCGCAAAGACAAAUUAAUUAAUAUGUGUGCUUAAAUUUCAAUUAAUAUUACGUGAAGACGCACGCUUGCGCGUUAAACUCGUGUUACGCUGUACGGAACUGAACGGCACUUGACGCGCCCCCAAAUUUAGCUCAAAGAAAUUUUUUGCAAUCACAUAAUGCGUAGCAUAAACACGAGCUGAGAAAAUCUUGCAGCUCAAAACCUCAAAUAAUUGCACCUGGUCACACUACAAAAACCAAAAAGAAAAAAGUUAAUUUUUUGUAAAUUAAAUAACAAAGAAACGUAACAAUUAGCCAAAAAAAAUGAUGUUGAACAAAUACGAAAUAUAUCAACGCACAAACAACAUGUUCCAACAACAACAAUUACAACAUCAGCAGUUACAACAACAACAUCAGCAGCAGCAAACAUCGCUGCAUACACAGCACCAGCUCUCCCACUCGCACUCGCACGCCAUAUCCUAUAUUGACAGCGCUGCCAGCAGCAACGCCGGCAGCACUGCAGCAGAACUGGCCGCCAUGUUGGCCGCUAGCAAAGCAGAAAAGGAGUCCAUACAUUCGGGUCAAUUUAUGGUCUCACACUUUGAGGCAGAGGAGGCGCAGGAUGAUCUAGAAGAUGACGGCGAGGUGAAGAUGUUGGAUCCCGAGGAUCCCAGUCUCGAUAAGCCGGGCAUAGCGACGAACACGUGCCGCGACGUUCAACUGUAUGUGCCCCAAACUGUGGUUCAUUUUCCGCACAUGGAUCUGGAUCGCGAAUGCGAUGAGAAUAGCAUGGGCAUGAGCAUCACCUCCCAUCUCGAGAUUGAGACGUCGCUAACCAAGCUCUUCAAAUGCAUGAAUCUGGCAUACAGCCAAAAACUGACAUCUCCCAAAUGGAAUCAUUUUAAAGGCGUUCGUUUGCGCUGGAAGGACAAAAUACGACUCAAUAAUGUCAUCUGGCGUUGCUGGCAUAUGCAAUUUAUACAAAAGCGCAGAACACCGGUGUGUCAAUUCGCAUCGCCGCUGGACGUUGACAUACACAGUAAUCCUCAAACCGUUGUGCUUGAGGGAAAAUAUUGGAAACGUCAUGCAGCUGUUAUCAAAGCCGAAUAUAGAAAAUGGCGCAAAAAUUAUAAAUCAAAAGCAACUGGCUGCUUGACUUAUGAUUCGAAAAGUGAAUUGGACUUUUUGGAAUGGUCUCCGCUGAACGAUAGAAACUUAAUGCCAGACGACUGGACAACGGAUACAUUGUUCUCGGCAAUAAAUGGACCAUUUCCAUUUCCAGAUUCUAGAGAGAUCGCACGCGGUGCAGGCAUUGCGGAUUUUAUACAGCCAAGUCUGGGGCCGUUGCAACCGAAUUUAGAUGAUAUCGAUAUUACCUUCUCAGAUUUGCUCACCACAACCGGCUCACGCUUGCCACCCGUGCCCGAGGAGGGAACCGAUGCGGAGAUGCUCAAGAACGACGACUAUUGCCUGCAGGCAAUCGUAGGUGCUCCGCACACGCUCUACACCAGCGACAACAUGAUGGAGGUGGUGGCCGGUAGCAGUGGCGGCAAUGCUCAAGUGGAUGCCAAUAUGCUGGAGCUGAAUACGCCCAUUAGCAGCAUGCCCUAUGGCGACAUUGAGCAGCAGUUUGUGUCGGCGCGACAGCAGACAGUCAGCGAUACGCAGCAGCAACAUUUGCUCAACGAUGGCCAAUCGACGCGUCUGCAUGCGGCCAAGCAUUUUGGCGCCAUGGGCGGAAGUGAUAGCAGCAAUCGUUGCUCCCCCAACGACAGCUUCUCCAGCAAGAGCGUCAUCAAUGGACGCAUUGCCAAGAAUACGCAGCGUCUUAUACGACGCGAGCCGCACAACUAUGAUAAGGCGCAGCCGACGCUGCAUCAGACGAACAUCUAUCAGCAGAUGCUGGCCGAGCAGCAGAAGAAUCAACAGCAGCAACAGCAGCAGCAGCACUUGAGCGGUGGUGCUGUAUUGCAGCCGUUUCAGACAUCCCAAGAGCAACAACAGCAACUGUUGCAGCAACAGCAACAGCAGCAACAGCCGCGCUUGAUCUUUCCCACACAGCAACAGCAACAAAACGCUUACAACACGCAAAGUUUCUUAAGUACCUAUGCAGAUAGUUAUCCGCAGCAACAGCAACAGCAACAGUUGCCAACACAGCAGCAACAGCAGCUUAGCGUCAAGGUGGAGCCACAUCAAACUGAUGUUAUGUCUUUGCUGAACGACGGCGCCUACAACUCAAUCAGCUACAAGCCGUAUCCGCAGUUUAAGAAGUCCGCAUCCACGGGCACGUUUUUGAACGUGCCGCGAGUCUCGCAGCAGCAACAGCCGCAGCAACAAAAUUACAUGCAACAGGAGCAACAGCAGCAGCAGCUGCAGAUGCAACAGUCGCUGCCUUUGAGCCUAAGUCCGCAACAGAUCAUGCAGCUGACACGCCAGCAACAGGCCUCGAACACACAGCAACAGCAGCAACAGCAGCACUUGCAGCUGCAACAACAAACUGUAUCGAGUCUGCUGCUGCCACAGCAACCAGCUGUCAGCGUUGCCUCCUGGGCCACGCCCAAUCAAACCACCAUCUUGCCCAAGGAGAUGCAUCGCUCCAAUAGUCUGCCACUAAAUGUGUCGCUGCCCAAGCUCAUUCAUCACGAUCAGCAGCAGCAGCAGCAGCAGCAACAGCAACAGCAACAGCAACAGUUCGCCAUGCCCAAGUAUCAUGUGAAGGGCAAAUCCCGUGUGCGCAGCAAUUCUAUGCAUCAACAGCAUACAGUUGUUGCUGCCGGCGGUGGCUCACCCGUCAACAACGGACACGCCAGCAGCAGCACCAGCAACUUGCUGAUCACACAACAGAUGCAACAGGCAACCAGCGAUCCAAUGCUCAACAGCACCCUCGCCCAGCUGCUGACCUCAAAUACACGCCUGCAGGCAGCCGUGGCCAGCAAAACGCAACAGUCAAAUUCUUCCCCCAAUGCCAUAGUCAGCAACAGCAACAGCAACAGCAACAACAAUAGCAACAACAGUCAGCAGCAGCAGCAACAGCAGCAACCGCUCUAUGUGAACAAUGCAGCAACAUCGCCGCUUUCAGUGCCGGUGCCAACGCAACAACAUUCACCAAAGAAGUCCGCAUCGUUGCCACUGUCGAUAGCUGCACCCUCGUUGCACAGUCCGCCUAUUGCGAAGAUGCUCAGCUUUGGGGGUCAGGGCAAUAAUCCCAAUUUGGGCAGCAACUUGAGCCUGUCGCCGGACUCGCCGUUCCAUGAUUCGCAGGACUCGCCGCUAUCGCCGACGACCAGCCUGAAGUAUCAGCCACGCGAUACGCAACGUCGCGCCGGUCACAUUCAUGCAGAGCAGAAGCGUCGCUAUAAUAUCAAAAAUGGUUUUGAUACGCUGCACGCGCUCAUCCCGCAGCUGCAACAGAACCCGAAUGCCAAGCUAAGCAAAGCGGCGAUGCUGCAAAAGGGCGCCGAUCACAUCAAACAGCUGCGGCAGGAGCGCAAUGUGCUCAAGGAUAAAAUCGAAGCGUUACGCAUGGAGCGCGAUGCACUGAACAACUCCCUCAUGCAUCUGCACUCGGUGCUGCCGGCGAAUGGAGCGCCUGUGACACGGCAGGGCACAGAGCAUGUGCGUCAGCUAUACGAGGUCUAUGUACGCUACAAUACGAUGAACGAUUGGAAAUUUUGGAUUCUGGGUCUCAUUCUGGAACCCUUGUUGGCCUCGUACACCUCGACCGUUUCCAGCGCCAGUUUGGAUGAGCUGCGCCGCACCGCUUUCCUCUGGGUGGAUCAACACUGUUCGCUUAUAGAUCUGCGACCUGCUGUUACGAACAAAUUAAAGUACCUAUCGAUGCAUACGGAUAUUGUUUCGGAGCCGCCCAGCACCUUGCAGGAGGAAGUGGCCAAGGCUCUGCAGAACACCAGCGGACAGCAUCCCAAUCUGCAUGGCUCCUAACCGUUGUUGCUGCUCGUGAUAUGAAUUUAACCCAAUUGCUACAACAAAUCCAAUGUCAAUGCAAAAUGUUCGCCCCGUUGGCAGCCGCUACGUUCCACAGUCAGCAGCUAUAAAUUGUACAAAUUGCCUCAUGCUGAGGCAGAUUCAUUAUAUAUAUAAAUAUAUAUGUGUGUGUAUGCAACGGAUGCCACAACAGCAAUCAGUAGAUGCAGAACCAGAAGCAGCUGCAGCUUCAGCUGCAACGGCAGUUGGCGCUAAGCUAAGCAGCGUGUAGUGCCUACAAUUCUAUGACUUAAGUGUAAAAUAAACGAUUUUACAAUUU
Messenger RNA from Drosophila hydei, 4269 nucleotides. It is a transcript of the gene Mondo, whose product is annotated as protein WBSCR14 homolog. Bases 330 to 3947 code for a protein of 1205 amino acids. Gene Ontology annotation, biological process: regulation of transcription by RNA polymerase II. Gene Ontology annotation, molecular function: protein dimerization activity; RNA polymerase II cis-regulatory region sequence-specific DNA binding; DNA-binding transcription factor activity, RNA polymerase II-specific. NCBI's taxonomy places the organism in Eukaryota, Metazoa, Arthropoda, Insecta, Diptera, Drosophilidae. Gene Ontology annotation, cellular component: nucleus. The record is from RefSeq and is a predicted model, not a curated record. The transcript is spliced from 12 exons.